Molecule: messenger RNA, 1917 nt
Organism: Candidula unifasciata
Lineage: Eukaryota; Metazoa; Mollusca; Gastropoda; Stylommatophora; Geomitridae
Source: the annotation of a GenBank genome assembly
AUGCCGCCCAAGAAGCAACCAUAUGUGCCAGGCCUUCACCCCCGACCUGAUGACCUUGUGGAGCCAGAUCAGCAGCAAGAAGAAGCAUUGGCGGUUAUUGAAGAUUUUCUCUCUGGACGAAAGAAUCCGACUAUGUGCUUACAUGAAUACUGCGCUCAGAAGAAGCUCAAACUAGAAUACAAGCAAGAGGCAGUGGAGUUGAGACCUGGAGCGUUGUCAAAUCUUGGAGGCUUUGGGUUUCGGGCUGUGGUGGACGGCCUAGCUUACCCACAAGGUGUUGCCUCCACAAAGAAAGAUGCCAAGAAUGAAGCUAGCAGACUGGCCCUAAGGGUUCUCUGUGGUCUGGAUACCUACGAACCAAAGACUCCAACGCCUGAAUUAGAUGAUUUUCGAUUUGAGGAGGUCAGGUUUGUGUCUGAUGUGUGUGAGCAGAAGAACCUUGUCUACGACAAGAUGAUGAGCAAAGAUGAUGAAGGGAAGCAUGUUUGUACCGUGACAGUGACCUGCCUGGAUCCAUUUGUCGUGAGAAGCUUCAGUAGAGAGGAGGCGGUUGUCGGUGCCCAUACAGCAGCACUGCGUGCUCUGGGUGCAGUUUUUCCAACAGUACUCAACUAUGAUGUGCUUGUAUCUGCAAGCACCACGCCUCUGUUUACCUACCAAGCGGGGUCAGAUGGGGUGGGAUCUAGAAUCCCUGACCCCAACAUGGCGUUAUUGCGAGAGGAAGGAGCAUAUGAAGCGUUGGAUACCAGUCUGCAGUCACUUCCGGUGGACUUUGCUUCCUAUGAGCACCACAUUGCUGCCAUUUUUGCUGUCCACAAGCACUUGCAAGGAUUUCAAGGUGCUGGAAAACUAGUUGCGUUUGGAACUGGUAACAAUACUAUCGCUGUGGAGUCCCUGACCCUGGAUGGACAAUGUCUCAUCGACAGUUCUUGUCUGACAACAGCGAGGCGAGCUUUUAAACGGUAUCUGGCACAAGAAAUCAUCUACUGCUUCUCCAAGACCCAGCCCUCAAUAUUUGAGAGAUGCCUGCAGGAUGUCACUCGUUUGCGGCUGAAAGAGGGCUUGAUUUUUCACCUCUACCUCAGCCACCCUCUGGAUGGUGACUACAAGGAGUCGCUGGCAGUGAGGACAAGUUUCACACCGCAGCAAAUGAAGGAAAUAGAGGCUGGGGCUCACUACCCUACGUUUACAGAUGACAUGCACGGGCAGCUGAGGUGUAAGAAUGAAGAAGGUGUGAUUGAAGUGACCAGCCAGACACCACUUCAGACAUCACUGAGUGCUGUCCAAAUGGCCAAUGAGAUGCGGGUGAUGUCAUCGUCUGACAAAUUGCUGCGAUGGAAUAUUCUGGGACUCCAGGGUGCAGCUCUGACCCACAUUAUUGAUCCCGUCUACUUGAGCUCUGUGUCGUUAGGUUACCAUGACAACCCUGACCAUGGCCACUUAAGCCGAGCUAUAUGUUGCCGGGUAUACAAUGACCUGGCAGAUAAGCUUCCGCCGCCCUACAUCAUCAACCACCCAGCUCUCUCCUUUGUCCUGAAAGAUAUGAAGAGGAAUACCCGCCCGGACAUAGCGGUUACCCAGGACAGCAUUAACUUUAACUCUCAUGACAAGAAGAUUGAGCUGACCGAUGGCCUGACCGGGCGUGGUCACAUAUUGUCACCGUUUAAAGUCUCUGAUCAACUGGUCAGUCGGCAGUGCAAAGCUAGCCAGCAUUUCACUUGGUUCCGCGACAUCUGUGCCCAGGAUGGAGGCUACAGACAGAAGAUCUUCGACCACAAGUCUCCAAACCAGGUCAAGACUAUGGCACAAGCUUAUCAGGCAGCAAAAAGAGAGUUCAGGUACCACUGUUUGGAAUGUAGCAUCGGAGAAUGGAUCCAUGCGCCUCCGGAACUAGACAUGUUUACACAAUGUGCUUAG